GAAGGCGCAGUUUCCGGACCUCCAGAGCUUUGCAGAAGGCGAGGAAGAUAGCCAAGACAGCGCUGACGUUUCGAUGGCCGAGCCACCGGUAGCAAAAGCAUCAAGCACGACGAACCUCAACAAGCAAGCAAAUCUCGUGGCCAAGGAAGAUCGCCAGGUCGGGGCUGUCACGUCAGCAACGUACUUGACGUACUUUGCAUCGAGUGGCUGGAACGGGUACCUUGUGCUGGCGACGAUCACGAUCACGUUCUCGGUCGCGCAGACGGGGCUCUCGUUCAUGGACUGGUUCAUGGGCUACUGGUCGUCGACGCCGUCGAUGCUUCAGAGUACGGCGGCACCGUAUAUCUACUUGGGCAUUGCCGUUGUCUCGGUGCUCAUGGUGUGGGGACGCAGCUGGUACACGUUAGUGCUGGCCGUGCAGUGCUCCAAGCACCUCCACCAACGCCUCUUUGCCAAGGUCGUGCACGCGCCCAUCAACACGUUCUUUGAUGUGACGCCGAUCGGGCGGAUCCUCAACCGCUUCUCGAGCGAUCUGGACCAAGUCGACGGCCAACUGCCCUUCUUUGGCCUCAUGACACUGCAGUUCUUAUUCCAGAUCCUCGCGAUCGUGGUCGUGUGUGCGAUUUCGUCGCCGUUCAUUCUGCUCGUGUACCUUCCCCUCGCGCUCCUCUUCUACAAGAUCCAAGUGUACUACAACAAGACGUCGGCCGAGCUCAAGCGCAUGGACUCGACGACGCGGUCGCCGGUCCUCAACGUCAUUGCCGAGACGAUCAACGGCCUCUCGACGAUUCGGGCGUUUGGUAUGAGGAGCGUCUUUGCGGCCAAGGGCCGCGCCGCCUUGGACUACAACCAGCGCUUCUUCCUCGUCUACCGACUCGCGACCCGCUGGCUGCAGAUGCGGCUCGAUUGGCUCUCGGCGGCCAUCAUUGCUGGCGUUGCGUUUCUUGUCGUCGCUGCCGAAUCAUGGCUGGAGCUAUUGUCACCGGUGUCUUGAGACGUAGCAUCUCGAUAGCUGGUGUUGGCACCGAUCGUGUACUAUUACGAAGGCGCCGCCAUUGGUACACGGUGCUAUCGAUCUUCUCCGUGCAAAGCCGUGGUCCGUCGCACGUGGACUCAGAUGCACGCGGCGGUUUCGCCGUUUCCUCCGGCUCUCCUCGUGACAUGCACGGGUAUACAAACCUCAAGUGAGAGGACCAAUCACAAC
Molecule: messenger RNA, 1204 nt
Organism: Saprolegnia diclina VS20
Lineage: Eukaryota; Oomycota; Saprolegniomycetes; Saprolegniales; Saprolegniaceae
Exons: 2
Coding region: 74-994 (306 amino acids)
Biological process (GO): transmembrane transport
Cellular component (GO): membrane
Molecular function (GO): ATP binding; ABC-type transporter activity
Source: RefSeq, a predicted model, not a curated record